CUACAGUUCUUGUUGAAUCCUUGGACUGACUCACACCAUCAAGUCUUUCUGGGUUCUACUGUUAUGGGUCAAUGUUGUUUUCUCAGAGAGUCGUGCACUUUCAAGGUAAACAGCCAUCAUCCAUCCUCCUAUCCUGUGGGUGACGGUAAUGUACUUUUCAGGAUAAUUUCCAACAGCCAUUCAAUUUUACAGAAGAAAAUCUCGGUGAUCAAUCCAAGGCGACAGCACCGUCCUGUGGCCGAUUUCUGUAGCGCACUUGUUGGAAUUCAAAAUGGCCGCUCCCUCGCUCACAACAACAACACAGUUCGUGAAUUUUAGCAACAGCGUGAGGAAUGGCAGGUGUAACAUCACUGUUGUGAACCAUGAGAAAACAGUCAAAGUUCUCUAAAGGCUCCUUAAAAGGUGUUCUAAUGGAGGAUCGAUGCCGGACAGAAGUGCGUAAAUCAUGAGAUGUCUGAGGUGGCAAAAUGGAAAGAAGACUCUAAUAAAAAAAGACUAGAUUGAUUGCAGUAUUUUAAGUAAAAAGGCAACCCCUUGCAAGAUACUCAAGUGAAAGACUGGAAUGGCAGAACACUCUCCGAGCAGCAGUGCUGCAGCAGGGCAAGAGGUUGUUCAUGAAGACGGCACCAUGGACUCUCUGAGGUCCAAAUGUGUUCAGCUCCUUGUAUCCGCCAUCUGUCCUGAACCACAAGAAGUGGAAACAGCCACAGAACUGGCUGCACAGGUUGAGCAACAGAUCCGCUGCAUCCACACAUCAAAUCAGGUUAAAUACAAAGCCUGUGUAAGAAGCAAGGUGGCCAAUUUGAAGAAUCCUAAAAACGGCCACCUUCGCCAAAGCCUGCUGAGUGGCUCCCUGACUCCGGAGGCCUUCGCCCGCAUGUCAGCGGAGGAAAUGGCUUGCGCCGAGCUUCGGCAACUGAGGGAGGUGUACUCGUCUUGUGGUGUCAGUGAGAGGCAGCUUCCUCGUGGAUUGGAAGGGACGGUGACGCGGCGGCUUCGCUGCGAGCGAUGCGGCGGCUCAGACUGCAGGGUGACACAGGUGAACCGAGGGGCUCUCUUCCUGCCGGGUUGGGUGCGGCGAGGAGGUCCUGACGACGAGGCAAUGACUUUUGUGACUUGUAGCAGUUGUGGGCAGCAGUGGUACCACAGCGGCUGGGUCUGCCUGUGAUUUUUGGUUGAGUUUCUCCUAGAAAAACUAUAUUAAAAAAAGAUUAUUACCUAAUUCCUAUAUUCGAAAUGAGCCUACGCUAUACUCCAUUCAUGCAGCAUGUAAUCAUCAUGUCAUAGGCAGGUUUGCUAUUCCCAUCAGCUGCAAAAAAUUAUGUGAACAUUCGGUCUUAACUGCUGACACUGUGGUGUGUCUGUCCAAUCAUAUUGAUGGAUAUAUAGGUGUUCAACCGUUCAUGUUUUGUGUUGUUACAACAACAAUGAUGGAUGAAUCCAAACUGUCCUUUACAUUAAUCAAACAUUUGCCACAACAACUCCAGCAGACUAAGCCUGUCGUGAUAUGCAAUAAGUCAAUUUAUCGCACAGUAAAUAAAAAUUAGGUCGUUAAUUUUUCCAGCUGCGAUUUAUUGCCGCAUGCGUGUGUUUGCGUGUGCUGCAUGCACUCGGCACACUUACGUGUUGAUUUCAUAUGAGACUCCAGUUCCUUUUACGGAUGUCUAUUUGCCAUUAACACACCAUAGAAUUAAAGUUCAGACAUACAAAAUAUGAAAACACAUCUAUAUUAAACAUUGUAAAACAUUAGCAGUACUACAUUGAGUCUAAUGGGGAAAAAAGGCAAUGUACUAACCAACCACCUUAGCCAGCUAGAAAACAUUGGCAGUCUUCUCCAAAAUGCAACUUGUGGUUAAAAGUUGACAAUUCAAACAUGAAAAGUCGCUGGUUUACAGCAUUUGCAAAUGAUGCAAAAAAAGAAAAAAAUCAAUUACUGACACAUGCAUGAAGGAAAUGGAACAAAGUGUAAAGUUUACGGUUUAUUUCCAAAUAAAAGCACACCAUGUUCAAUAUGUAAAUAAAGAUUUCUGGAGUUCAUCUCAUAUUCUACACUAAGAAGAGCUUUAAAAUGACACCCAAAUUGGAAAAAUCUGAUUGGAAAUGAAUAUUUUGGCUUUAAAUUUGCUGACAUGCGCACUUUUCAGGACACGAUGUCAGUCAUUUGGGAUCAAAUAAAUGCUUUUAAUUGGCUCUAAUUGGCCAAGUAAAAAAAUGAAGUUGGAUUUCUCACUUAUUUCAUAUUCUUCACUUAGCUAGCUUUCAAACUACUCGUUAUGCAUUGUCUAUGUGUGUUUUUUUUUUUAUUUUAAUUACAUUUUAUUUUUAAUAAAGUUUGUUUUAUUUAAAAAUAACAAUUUAUAGCAUUUGAAUGGGUGAUUUAUCAGGAUAUAUUGUCACUAUAUUAGUGGUUGAACUAAAGGUUUGACAAUCUUUGACUAUUGAAAUUUGACAAUAAUAUUGCAUAUCGGCAAUAAUUUAUGAAACAAUAUAUCACCUCCUAAAAUCUGUCAUCGCGAAAAGCCUACAGUAGACUUACGCGGACCCUUUUAGUGAGAACGGAGAAGGAUUUUGCAUUUUUCCUCUGGAAGAAUGGAGCUGACACAAUGCAGGAUGAAAAUAACAAUCAUCACCUCUACCAAGCUAUAAUUCAUUUCACGUCAAAUCUAGCUGUUGUUGAUUGAGCACUUUGAACUAUAACAUCAGCGGGUAAAGCUGUGUGCCAAAAUCGUAUUACAAACCAGGCAACACAUGUGAAAGUACUUUACUUGUCAUUAAUUAGUCCUGCUCAUCUAAAAAUAAAUCCGCUAGGACACAAUAGCACCCUCUAUUGACCAAAUGCUCCUAAUUCAAAGCACAAAAACAACGUGAUCCAUAGAACUGUAUGGUAGCUGUGGAAACAAAUAAAUAAAACACUCAUGUGAUUAGGCAUAUGACCCUCAUUGGAAACAGCUAGCAUGUGAACCCUCAAAGCACAACAGCCUGAAUCCAUUCACACACACAUACACAGCGCCGCUAAUCUAAUCGAAGCGUCUAAUAACUAUUAAACUAACUGUCCUGGUUUAUCCUUUCUUUUGCCCAGGAUUAUUACGUAUCCUUCCCUGUAAAUUUCUGUACAAAUGUAAGGCAUAUAAAAAAUACGUAUACAAAUAAAUAAAUAAAUAAAUAAAUAAUAUAUAUAUUUAUUUAUUUAUAAGGGGUGUCAAACGAUUAAAAUUUUUAAUCGAGUUAAUUACAGCUUAAAAAUUAAUUAAUCAUAAUUAAUCGCAAUUCAAACCAUCUAUAAAAUAUGCCAUAUUUUUCUGUAAAUUAUUGUUGGAAUGGAAAGAUAAGACAUAAGGCGGAUAUAUACAUACAACAUACUGUACAUAAGUACUGUAUUUGUUUAUUGUAACAAUAAAUCCACAAGAUGGUAUUAUUAACAUUCUUUCUGUUAAAGUGAUCCACGGAUAGAAAGACUUGUAGUUUUUAAAAGACAAAUGUUAUAGUUACAAGUCAUGGUAAUUUUAUAUUAAAACCCCUCUUCAUGUUUUCGUUUUAAUAAAAUUUGUAAAAUUUUCAAUCAAAAGUAGAGUUAAUAUAAUAAUAAUAAGAAUAAAAAUAACAAUAAUAAGAAUAGAGUGAUCAAAGUCUGAGUAAGUUUUCCGUGUAUUUUGCAUAGCUAUUUUGAUAUGGAAUGCCAGUUUAUUUUGCAUUGUUGUGUAACUGUGAGAAUAGGGCCUCAUUACUAGACUCUGAAGUGCUUUUCUUUUUGUGAACGUAUUUUUUUUAGAGGGAUAGGAAUAUUAUUUUUGUUGUGCUUUCACUAAACGAUACUUAUGUUUGUUGUGAAGGAGAAGCUUAUGCCAAUAAACGGCGCGGUCCAAAGAAUGCCUGUGUCCACUCGCCUUUAUAAAAUAUAUAUCUCUGUACAUAUCUUACCCAAAAUACAGCAAGAGACACAUAAUUGCCACUAAAAGAAAGAAAACUUACCGAAAUAUGU
Messenger RNA from Corythoichthys intestinalis (scribbled pipefish), 3979 nucleotides. Its product is annotated as transcription elongation factor A N-terminal and central domain-containing protein. The record is from RefSeq and is a predicted model, not a curated record. Bases 563 to 1168 code for a protein of 201 amino acids. Gene Ontology annotation, biological process: DNA-templated transcription. NCBI's taxonomy places the organism in Eukaryota, Metazoa, Chordata, Actinopteri, Syngnathiformes, Syngnathidae. Gene Ontology annotation, cellular component: nucleus. The transcript is spliced from 3 exons.